This is a messenger RNA of Tilletiopsis washingtonensis, 1131 nucleotides long. RefSeq names its product ribosomal protein S5 domain 2-like protein. The record is from RefSeq and is a predicted model, not a curated record. Gene Ontology annotation, biological process: translation. Gene Ontology annotation, cellular component: ribosome; mitochondrial small ribosomal subunit. Lineage: Eukaryota; Fungi; Basidiomycota; Exobasidiomycetes; Entylomatales. The coding region runs from base 16 to 1086 and encodes 356 amino acids. The transcript has 2 exons. Gene Ontology annotation, molecular function: RNA binding; structural constituent of ribosome.
CCCACCACACCACCCAUGUCGCUCUCCUCCGCCCGGCGCGGGCUCACCGCCGCUCUGGCGCCUGCAGUACGCAGCGGUGCCAGCGUCGCACGGCACGCCUCGACGUCUGCCGCUCUGCCCGCCUCCGCGCCUCGUCUGCCUCCCAGCGGCGCAGCCGCCAGCGGCGGCUCCUCGCUGCCUCCUUCUCGCCUCAAGCCCCUCUCACCGGCGCACUACACUGCGCGUCCCACAUACAUCGACGCACUCCUCACGCUCGAAGACCUCACACGGCGUUCCAAGCGUGCUCUCGAGGGUGCACACGCACUCGCCGCCAACGCACCUCCUCCGCCCGCGCCUCGUCGUGCUCGAGGUUCCAACCUCUGGGGAUCUCCAGCUGCGCUGUCCCAAUCUCUGGGACUGCCGCUCAAGACGGCACAGUAUCGUCAACUCAUCACUCGUCUUUCAUUGCUCGAUCGUUACUCCUCUCUCGUUCGCUCGCAUCUCGCAUCCGGAGCGGCAGGCGCGGCGAAUGCAGAGUUGGCAGUCAGCGUCGAAGAGACGCUGUCGAAGUUUGCGCGCGACGAACGCAAGGGAGAAGCGGUGGAGGAGGAGAGAGAGUCGAAGGUCGACGAGCAAGGCCGGGCGUACUCGCGUGGUCGGAGAAAAGAUGCGAGUGCACGAGUCUGGGUCAUCCCUACCAAGAUCGAAUCUACUGCCAUCGACGCCACUUCGGACGUCAUCUCCAGCGCAGGAGAAGUGCUCAUCAACGCACAGCCGCUCUCCUCCUACUUUUCGCGCGUCGAUCUGCGCGAGCAGGUGCUUUGGCCGCUGCGCCUUACGGGGACCUUGGGCGCAUUCAACGUCUUUGGCUUGACGCGCGGCGGCGGCAACUCGGGCCAGGCUGGCGCGAUCGCCCAUGGUCUGGCAAAUGCCUUGAUUGGCUGGUUCGAGAACCAGGCGCGCGAGACGGGAGAUGAGGAGCGAUUGAUGGCGGUGCGGGCGGUGCUGUACAAGGACGGCGUGGCGAAGCGCGACCCGCGCAUGGUCGAGCGCAAGAAGCCAGGCAUGGCGAAGGCGCGCAAGGCAUACACCUGGGUCAAGCGUUGAUGCGGUCGCGGCCUCUGCAUGAGAAAGCAAAAGGGGGGGGGGGGG